AUUAAAAUAGUGCUGAAUUAUUCACUUUUAUUCAUACAGCUACCCCCACAAAGUAUCAGGAAGUGCCAAAUGAAGGCAGCAGUUCUUACGUCGAACGUCAUUAGGUCCCGCAAUGCCCUGAUAACUACAUUCCAAAGGUCGGCAUGGUUUUCAAGGACUUGGAUGAUGCUAUUUGUUUCUAUCGUGCUUAUGCUGCUGAGGCGGGGUUUGAUGUGCGCAAGACUACCACUACAAAGAAAGAGGGCUCUAUUGUUUGGCAAUACGUUGUAUGUAGCCGCGAGGGUAAAAAACAUGUCCCCACAAUCUCCCACAAUGAUGCAUCACAUGACAUUGGACAGGCUGCAUUAUCUAAACCUGGGAGAAGAAGACGCAUUUCUAAGCGUAUAGGCUGUAUGGCACGUGUUGCAUUUCGCAUCCUUGGACAUGAUGGUUACGUUCUCAGCAUAUUCGAAGAACAGCACAACCAUCCUCUCACUUCUCUCCCUUACAGGCCAUUUUUGAAGAUCAACAGGAACAUUGAUCUAGGCCAUAAGAAGUUCAUACUCAACUGUGCUAAACCGAACAUUGGUACCAUGAAAUCAUACCGACUUUUCAAGGAGUCCGUUGGUGGGUAUUCAAGUGUUGGUGCUACUACUGUGGACUUCAAAAACUUCAAACGCGAUUUGAAGGCCUAUAUUGCCGGUGGAGAUGCUCAAAUGGUCAUUGACAAAUUAUUCCGAAAAUCAGAAGUAUGCCCUGGAUUUAGGAAAAGCUACUCCCUGUUUGGUGAUGUUGUCUCCUUUGAUGCCACAUAUCAAACCAACAGGUACAUGAUGAUAUUCGCUCCGUUCACUGGUGUCGACAACCAUAAAAAGUGUGUGACAUUCGGCUUUGGCUUGCUGUCAAGCGAGGACGCUCAGUCAUAUUCAUGUGAGUAUGCUUCCGAGUAUCAGAUCAGCGAUGUAAGUGGGAUGAUAUCAACUGUCCGCUACUGUGAACGUGAUGGGACCACGCAUUGCAGUUGCAAAAACUACGAACGCAUUGGCUUGCUAUGCAGGCACAUCUUUGUUGUUUUCAAAAACCUGAAAAUAGAAAAGAUCCCCGACUUCUAUGUUACCAACCGGUGGUGCAAAUUCCACUUGCUCAAACCAAUGUUCGAUGUCGGUGGCUCAGAAAUGGACAAGGUAUCAUUUACGGAUCAAAAUAAGACUCUUGUUUCUCGAUUGAUGUCAGACAUCCACUUUUGUAUUGCCUUGGUGGAACACACCCCUGAUUUGCUACUGACCUUUUCCAACACUAUAAAUCAGCACAAAGAGGCCCUAAUCGACAAACUUCAAGAUGGCAAACUAUCAUCUGACACAUCAUUGGUGUUUGAAAACUUUUGUGGCACUUCUGCACCUUCAGAAGUUCGUGUAUUACCCCCUGUCCAAGUAAGUACGAAGGGCAGCGGUAAGCGUAUCAAAGGAGGAAAGGAAGUUAGCAUUGAAGAAUCAAAGAAAACCAAACGCUUGUGUCGGACAUGCAAAGAAUAUGGCUUCCACGACGUCAGGAACUGUCCUAUGAACCAUGAGAAGUGAUAAGUCUGUUUUCCUGUUCCACUUUUAUUGUUUAUUAAAUUUUCUGUUAUUUU
This is a messenger RNA of Cuscuta campestris, 1609 nucleotides long. The record is from the annotation of a GenBank genome assembly. Lineage: Eukaryota; Viridiplantae; Streptophyta; Magnoliopsida; Solanales; Convolvulaceae.